Xiphophorus couchianus (Monterrey platyfish) is the source of this 4425-nucleotide messenger RNA. RefSeq names its product zinc finger protein 16 like (gene znf16l). Gene Ontology annotation, biological process: regulation of transcription by RNA polymerase II. Lineage: Eukaryota; Metazoa; Chordata; Actinopteri; Cyprinodontiformes; Poeciliidae. Gene Ontology annotation, molecular function: DNA-binding transcription factor activity, RNA polymerase II-specific; RNA polymerase II cis-regulatory region sequence-specific DNA binding. The coding region runs from base 221 to 1882 and encodes 553 amino acids. The record is from RefSeq and is a predicted model, not a curated record. The transcript has 3 exons.
AGUAGACUUUUUUAGAGUCUAGGUUAAAUCCUCAUGAACCACCGUAGGUGUCGGUAAUGCUUAUUUAACGUUACUUGCCAACCGCCAAUAACAAAACCAUGAAGAAGACUGUUGUUAUGAUUAAAAAAAAUGACGUCACAUCCUCCGUCAGCCUAUGGUCAGCAUCACCGAGUUAGCUCACAGGCUAGCUUUCAGCUAAAAGCGCUGUUGACGGUCAUCUAUGAGUCGCAGAAGAAACCCCAGUUUCCUGGAAACAAAGCGGACUCCUGAAUUCUACGGCGCAUUCAUGGACCUCGCCGGGGCAGCAGACAGAGCGGACGAUGAUUGUCUCGAGCUGGAACGCGAAGAGGAUCUCUUGUGCUCGGUCAGCGACAUCACGGAGCACCUGAAGCGAAACAUCGCCGUGGUUCUGGAGACAGCUCAGGUGGAGAUCCGACGAGUGGUCAGUAUCCGGAUACAAGUCCUAAAAAUGGAGCUGCGCGAGAAAAAUAAGGAGAUUGAAAAGUUAAAAGCUAAGCUCGAGGUGGUUCAGAGGGAUGGGAGAGACGGCUUUACGACCCUGGAGCCGACCACCGAGUCCGGCUUCAUGAAAUUCCCUUUCAACCUGGGGUCCAAGCACGGUGGCAUCGACCCCAGGAGAGCCAAAUCUGUUAUCCCCGAGGUGAAAAGGGAAAAUAUAGAUGCUAUUUGUGACUAUCUGAUGAAAGACAAAAACACGAAGGGUUGUGGCGAAAUGGACUCGGAGCUGGUCAGCCAAGCCAGAGGGGAAAAAGAGGUUGAUGAAGAACCGGAAAUCCAGCCUCUGAGCCUGUGGUCAGACAGCAGGGUGGAAGCUUCGGGGCCGGUGCACGGAGACCCAGACUCCACCUCAGAUUACAUCUUCAGCAUGCCUCCCAUCGGCAGCAAACGGAUGUAUGACUAUGAAUGGAUAGCACCAGCGGCAUAUUCUGCAGAGCUGAAAGACAUGAAGCAGCCUGAAUGUGAAAACCCCAGGGCCGCUGCGCUUGAGGAGGAUGACCACCACGCUGACGAGUCGUCCAGGGGGGACGGAGGUGGCGGACAGAAGCAAACCCAGGUCUGUUUCUCACACGUCCAGCUCUCGGACUGCUCCACCAAACCCCACGGCUCUCCGGGGACGGAAGGGGCUCCGCUGGAAGACAGCGCAGACCGGCCAGAGACAGGCCAACAGUUUACCAGCCACACCUACAUCUGUUCACUUUGCGGAACCUUUUGCCCCGACUCUGCGUUUCUGGAGGAUCACAUCAAACUCAUACACCCAGAUACUGAUGACGCAUCGGCCGCCAGGGCCCAAAAGUUCAUCUCCUCAGCCGGACCCGCUGGGGAAGAUGGCAGCAGUGAUUCUGUCAGCGUUGGGAAGGGGACCAGUGAGGGCAGUCCAGGAGUGAGCUCCGGUGUUAGCGCUGGAGGAGGACCUGUGAAAAAGGAGAUCAAAACUGAAGGGGGUUAUGAAUGUGGGGACUGCGGCCGUCACUUUAACUACCUUGGCAACCUGAGGCAACACCAGCGUAUCCACACUGGAGAAAAACCUUUCAUGUGUCCAGAAUGUGGCGAGAGGUUUCGCCACGCCGCCCGAUUAAAAAGUCACAGGUUGGUGCACAGCGGCGCCCAGAGUCCUUUCCCGUGUCCGCAGUGUGGGAAAGGUUUCUCUGUGCUUUCUGGUCUCAAACGACACCAAAGGGUGCACACUGGUGAGAGUCCGUAUGCCUGCCCCGAGUGUGGUCGAUGCUUCAAAGAGCUAGGAAAUUUGUACACCCACCAGAGGAUCCACAGCGGGGCUACUCCUUACUGUUGUCAGCAAUGUGGACGCUGCUUCCGCCAUCUAGGAACAUACAAGAGUCACCGGUGCUCUCCAGCACCAUAACCGCCUUUAAAGUACACUGAUCGUAAUAGUCAUAAAAGAUGAAGUGGAAACAAGUUUUAGACCCUGAGAUCCUUUUUCUGUUACUUUGAGGAUUUUGUGACAGUAAAAUACACUAAUGAUGUGGAAAAUAUGACUAAAGAUGAUCAUAAAGCAUCUCAGAACAUGUUUUCUAAUGCUUCCUGGUUCAUUUCUGAGCAGUAGCAAUGUUCUCAGGGACGUAAAAAGUCACUUGUUUUAUAGGUUUUCUCCUGAUCCUAUAGUCCACGGAAUACGCCCAUUAACAUUAAAGGUUGAAGGUUUUUGGACUGUAUGCAUUUAACUGUAAUUAUUUUUUGACAAUAUAUUACUUGUGACAUAUCCAUGUGAAAUAGCAGAUUUAAUUAAAAUAUAUUUAUAGAUUUAUUCCACCUUGUGAAUUGGCUUAAGAGCAGAAAAACAUGGCAUGAUCAUUGAGAUAGAUGACAUUACGUUUUGUGUGUUUGUAUUGAUUGUAUGUUUUAGAAUUGCUUGUAAAAUGUUAGUAAAAAGGUUCUCUUAUUUAUACAUGCUGACAAAUGACUGACCAUGAUCGUUUUCUCCUGAAAAGUGAUAGUCUUGUUUAUCUUUAUGCACCACAUUGAACUGAACCAUAAAGCCGUCUGAUGAAUUCACACAGAUCACACGUGUUCAUGUUAAAGACUACAACAUCCGUCCCAACCCUGAUCCUCUGCCUGCAGUUUCCAGUAUUAUUUAGAAGCAGAAGGUUAACAGAAGAGGAGAAUUGGGGGAAAUUCUUUCCUUUGGGCUCCUUGGAGGAAGACGGAGGCCUCCACUACGGACAGUAAAACAUAAAAGCCAGUCUUGCAUUUACUAACAUGUAUGUUUGCUGAGCCCAAAGUAUCCUAAUCUUAUUGGAUGCCAUUAAACUUGAACCAGUUUUAGUUCAUACGUGUGUUUUCUUACUGUGACAGGGUUAGGGAUGGGAUUAGGGACGUUGUUACUUUUGGAAUUAUGAGUUUGUUCUUGUGCACAAAAUGUCUCAAAAGAACUGUUGCAUAAUAAUAAAGCAGUUUUUAUUCAUUCAAGCAACAGUUUAUAAUAUACUUUGAGAAUCCUUUGAUGGUAGUGAUAAGGCUGAAUAUUAAAUACAUGAUAUAAAAUGUUUUAAGAAAAACAAAACUUACAUUACGUUUAACGUAUGAUCUAUAUAUAUAUGUACGUGGAUCUACAUAUGGCUAAAUGUUUGCCCCAGGAAUCGACCAAUCUAUUUCAUAGUUCAAUAUCUGUUGGUGUUUUAACAGUCUCUCAUUAUGCUGUUUACAUUUUAACACCAUGAGGCCAACAUGAUGCAUAUCUAAUCACCACUUCCUCGCCAUUGUGAGCAGUGUGGCAUUGACAGCAGGCAAACACAAUAUGAUUAACAAAACAACUCUAGUAAUAUUCCUCUGUUUACAAUGCAGAUUCAAGCUCCAGAGAUCUAAAUGCUCCAUCUGCUCCUAACAGAUCCCUUCAUUCAGACUGCAGGUUUACUGAUGAUUCCUAGAACUUCAAAACGUAGAAUGUGAGACAGAUUCUGCAUCAGGCUCCCAUCCUGUGGAACCAGCUCCAUGUUUCAGUUUGCAAGGCAGACACCCUGAAUACUCUUAUGAUGAGGCUUAAAACUUUCCUUUUUGAUAAAGCUUAUAGUUCGACUGGCUAAAGUUUUCCUAAACGUCCUCUGUAGUUCUGCUGUUAUAGUUGUAGUCUUAACGACUAUUCCUUACUCAGCUACAUUCUCCUCCUCUCCUAUUUGGUAUCAUAUUCUGUUAUUUCAAUUUUUACCUUUAUUCUCUCCCAGUUUUUGCUCUCCAGAAUCUACAUCUGGCUUGUCGUUCUGUGUUCUCAUCUCUCCAGUGAGCCGCGGCAGGUUGCCAUUCACGCUGAGCCAGGCUCUGCUGGACGUUUCUUUCUUUCCUCUUCAAUUGGAAUCUGUCUGUAUGAUUAGAUUGAAUUGACUUUUUUUGUAAAAUGCCUCGAAACGUUAUGUUGUGACCAAAUAAACUAAAAACUGCAUUAAACCAGAGAGUCCCUAUGGCAACCAGUACUAUAUGGUCAGGGGUUUUUGGUACAGUACCUUUAUUGAAAGGUUGAUCUAUGGCUCAAAAAGCUCAGUUUUACAACAAACCAUUUUGAUUGGACUAAUUAUCAACAUGGAAGAGUGAGAAGAUUACUAAUAUUUUUCACAAUCUAUCAGCAAGGGGGAAAAAAAUUAAACAAGAGUCAAUUGUAAUUUUAGAAUGAUAUUUAACUACAAUGAUCUUUAUGUUACAGAACAUGUACAGUGACAUUAAAAAACUGCAUUUAAAAAAUUUGCGUACAGCUGCAAUAAUUUCAAAAUUUCACAAAAUAACUAUUGUAAAAAUAAAUCAAAAUGACAAAAUCUUAAAAAAGGUAAAAUACAAGUAUAAUAUCACCCCAUUGAAACAUUGUCAUCUUAAAGUGAAAAAAAGAAGUGCUCUUCAUAUGAAAAAAUAUCCUUCUGUAAAAGUGUUUACAUUGUAUUUGAUACCAAUUUGAAAUAAACA